CUUCUCUUCUCCAUUUCUCCACUCACCUACGCUUCUGGUUUAUCGGAGGCGUAGAUCCCUCUCUUUCACUCCCAAUCCACGCGCACACACACCUAUUUGUGAAUCACUGAGUGAGAGAGAAGAUAUACAUAUAGAGAAAGGUGCGGUGUGGAGCAGAAGAUAUUUUCUGCUUCGUUAUUAACUGUAAUAAAAAGCGCGCGAUACUCCAUAGGGAAGAUUUGUCAUGGCAGCUGCUGCACCUGGUAUAAGUUACGCACCUGAGGACCCCGGUCUACCAAAACCAUGGAAGGGUCUGGUUGACGACAAGACUGGAUAUGUUUACUAUUGGAAUCCAGAGACCAAUAUAACCCAGUAUGAAAAACCUGUUUCCCCUGGUCACACAAGCUAUGCACCAGCUCAUAAAUCUUUGAUUUCAUCGGUUCAGAAGUCCCCCCAAGGACAGUAUAAUGCGAAUGAUAAUGACGACAGAUAUUCCAAAGCUAGCAAUGGAUUGACCAAGGCUGUUGUACCAGUAGCUUAUCAGGCCACCAGAAGCAGACCAGAUUAUUCACACAGUGAUGUAGAGGUGAAAGCCAGUGUUGGAUAUGGACCUCUUGCUCCCACCGGCGCAGAAAGUAUUGUGUCCGCUGAAGCCUAUCGCCGGCGUCAUGAAAUAUCUGUGACAGGAGACAAUGUCCCUCCACCAUUCACCUCGUUUGAAGCCACUGGAUUUGCUUCAGAGAUUCUUAGGGAGGUGCAGCAUGCUGGUUUUUCUGCUCCUACUCCAAUACAGGCACAGUCGUGGCCUAUUGCUGUAAAAGGUCUUGAUAUUGUAGCAAUCGCCAAGACAGGAUCCGGGAAGACCUUGGGUUACCUGAUUCCUGGAUUUAUUCAUCUGAAACAAAGGCAUAAUAACCCAAAAUUAGGUCCAACAGUUUUGGUGUUGUCACCAACAAGAGAGUUGGCUACUCAGAUUCAAGAUGAAGCCGUCAAGUUUGGAAGGUCGUGUAGGAUAUCUUGCACGUGUUUAUAUGGAGGUGCACCCAAGGGUCCACAAUUGAAAGACAUAGACAGAGGUGUUGAUGUGGUGGUGGCUACUCCUGGUCGAUUGAAUGAUAUUCUGGAGAUGAGAAGGAUAAGCCUCCAUCAGGUCUCAUAUUUGGUUUUAGAUGAGGCGGACAGGAUGCUGGACAUGGGUUUUGAACCUCAGAUAAGAAAGAUAGUGAAGGAGGUCCCUGCUCGUAGACAAACCUUGAUGUACACAGCAACGUGGCCAAAGGAGGUGCGCAUAAUUGCGGCUGAGUUACUGAUUAACCCUGUUCAGGUUAAUAUUGGAAAUGUUAAUGAGCUCGUUGCCAACAAGGCAAUAACGCAGUAUGUUGAAGUUUUGUCGCCAACGGACAAACGCAGGCGGCUUGAACAGAUAUUGAGAUCUCAGGAACCUGGUUCUAAGAUAAUAAUUUUCUGUUCUACAAAGAAAAUGUGUGACCAGCUGGCAGGUAAUCUGACCCGGCAAUUCGGAGCAGCUGCUAUUCAUGGCGAUAAAUCUCAGGGUGAGAGGGAUUACGUGUUGAAUCAGUUUCGAAAUGGAAGAUCCCCAGUGCUUGUGGCCACUGAUGUAGCUGCCCGUGGCCUGGACAUUAAGGAUAUAAGGGUGGUUUUAAACUACGACUUCCCUACAGGAGUAGAGGACUAUGUUCACAGAAUUGGAAGAACUGGCCGGGCCGGUGCCACUGGUGUGGCAUAUACUUUCUUUUGUGAGCAGGAUGCAAAGCAUGCUUCAGAGCUUAUCAAACUCCUGGAAGGUGCUAGUCAGCAUGUGCCCAGCGAACUCCGUGACAUGGCUUCACGUGGUGGUGGAAUGGGGAGAGCAAAACGUCAGUGGGGAUCAGGCCCUGGAGGGCGUGAUGGAGGAGGUCGUGGUGGUGGUGGACGUUUCAGUUCUUCUCAAACUGGAAGGGACGGCGGAAGAGGUGUUUGGGGAAUGCCAUCAUCCACAGAUAGGGCUGGUGGUCGUGAUAGACAUGUCUCUGGGUUCUCUAACGGAUACGAGACAAAUGGCACUGGAAGUUUCCAUCAGAGGAGCUUCCACGAGAACGGGGUGACUGCUCCAAAGAUUAGAGGUAGAAGUCGCAGUCGUAGCAGAAGCCCUAGAAAGAUUUCAGGAUGGGGGCAAAGGCCUCGAAGUCGCAGUCGUAGCAUAGAGAGGUUUCCAUCCAAGAGCACAAGGCCCUCUUCUUAUGGAAACAAGGAUUAUAGAAAUUGAGUCAUUAUGAGAAAUCACAUUCAUCUCCUAACGUUAACAGGACCUCUACCCGUUGAGUAAACUCCAAUUAUCAAGAGCAAGAGGACGACGAUAAGAAGGGCGUGGUACCUCGAGGCUCCUUAAAAUGUCCGAAAGGAUCGAUGUCGAAAAGGUGCAAGCUUUCAUUCAUGCCUUGAUUACCUUUGGUGGUUGUGUUGUCCAUUGAAAUAUGUCGAGUAAAGAGAACAAUGAAGGGUAGCCAAUUUUGCCGUAGAAUUUGUGGUGUGUACUGAUACGUGUUAAACACUUAAUAUUUUUGGACUGCAAUUAUAAUGCAAUGGAUACGAAUAUUGGAUA
This is a messenger RNA of Salvia splendens (bonfire salvia), 2581 nucleotides long. Its product is annotated as ATP-dependent RNA helicase-like protein DB10. Gene Ontology annotation, molecular function: protein binding; ATP binding; RNA helicase activity. The record is from RefSeq and is a predicted model, not a curated record. NCBI's taxonomy places the organism in Eukaryota, Viridiplantae, Streptophyta, Magnoliopsida, Lamiales, Lamiaceae. The coding region runs from base 224 to 2245 and encodes 673 amino acids. The transcript is spliced from 9 exons.